Messenger RNA from Cajanus cajan (pigeon pea), 1214 nucleotides. Its product is annotated as endonuclease 2. Gene Ontology annotation, biological process: DNA catabolic process. Gene Ontology annotation, molecular function: nucleic acid binding; endonuclease activity. The record is from RefSeq and is a predicted model, not a curated record. Lineage: Eukaryota; Viridiplantae; Streptophyta; Magnoliopsida; Fabales; Fabaceae.
UAUAUUCAUAUGUAAAUGCCUGAGGUUUUGUAGAGUAGAGAACAAUGAAUAGAGUUCAGCUAGUGGCCAUAGUUUCGUUCAUGCUUUUGCUUCCAAAUACCCAAGGAUGGGGAGACGAAGGGCAUGCCAUUGUUUGUAAGAUUGCUCAGGCUCGACUCAGCACUGCAGCUGCAGAGGCUGUGAAGAAAUUGUUGCCAAAAUCUGCAAAUAACGACUUGUCUAGCAAGUGUUCUUGGGCUGAUGAUGUUAGGGUGGUCUUUCCUUGGUCUUCUCCUUUGCAUUUUGCUGAUACUCCCGACAACGUUUGCAAGUACAAGGAUAGCAGGGAUUGUGUAGAUAACAAAACUGGAACUAAGGGGCGAUGUGUUGUGGCAGCAAUUACCAAUUACACCAACCAGCUCCUAGAGUAUGACAGUGAUACUAAAUCUAAAUAUAAUCUCACUCAAUCUCUACUAUUCCUUUCACAUUUUAUGGGAGACAUCCAUCAGCCUCUUCAUUGUGGCUUUGUCUCAGACAGGGGUGGCAAUGAUGUCACUGUUCACUGGUACAAAAGAAAGCAAAAUCUUCACCAUGUUUGGGAUUCUAGCAUAAUUGAGACAGAACUUGAAAGAUUCUAUGAUGACUUGGACGACUUCGUUGAUGCCAUUCAAAAGAAUAUUACGAAAGUAUGGGCUGAUGAAGUAGAGGAAUGGGCGAACUGCAGUAACGAUGACAUACCAUGUCCAGUCAUAUAUGCAUCUGAAAGCGCCAAAGAUGCCUGCAAAUGGGCGUAUGAAGAUGCUAGUGAAGGCUCAGUACUUGAAGAUGAUUACUUCUUGUCUCGUUUCCCAAUAGUCAAUUUGCGGUUGGCACAAGGAGGAGUUCGAUUGGCUGCAACUCUCAAUCGUAUUUUUGACUCACAGUUUGCAGUGUCAAUGUAAUUUAUUUAUCGUAAGAUAGGUUAGGUCCACGAUUUCCAUGGAAUAAGAGAAUAAAGUGUCAACUAAUUUGUGGAGCAAUUUGAAUUGAACUGGAGUAGAUGUCUUUUAAGAUUUAGGUUCAAUGUUGUUGUUGUUAACCAAAAGCCGAAAAGAAAAAAAAAAUGUUGUCACUGGGAAGGGACACGUUACGAGGAACUUGACAUCAUAGGAUAUUAGAUAUUAAAGAGAUCAAUGCUUUUAUUGUAACAAAUAAAAGAGAACAGUGAUUGUGAAUUGAUUUCUCGUGCAUUCACA